Molecule: messenger RNA, 870 nt
Organism: Geosmithia morbida
Lineage: Eukaryota; Fungi; Ascomycota; Sordariomycetes; Hypocreales; Bionectriaceae
Product: RNA recognition motif
Exons: 2
Coding region: 1-870 (289 amino acids)
Molecular function (GO): RNA binding
Source: RefSeq, a predicted model, not a curated record
AUGAGCAACUCUACGGUUCACGUUACCAACAUUGCUCCCGCCACCGGCGAUGAUGAGGUCAAGGACUUCUUCAGCUUCUGCGGCAAGAUUUCCGACCUCAGUAUCACGGCCGAGGGCGAGACAAAGUCGGCCAACGUGACGUUUGAGAAGGAGACGGCGGCUAAGACGGCCCUCCUCCUCAACAACACCCAGCUGGGCACCAACCACAUCUCGGUAUCCAGCGCGUCGGGCAGCCCCGGCGAGGACACGGUCGUCACCAACGCCGACCGCGACACGGACGAGAUCACGCAGGAGGAGAAGCCCCGCGCCCGCAUCCUGGCCGAGUACCUGGCCCACGGGUACGUGGUGGGCGAUGCCGCCAUCCAGCGCGCCCUCGAGCUGGACCACCAGCACGGCGUCUCCAAGCGCUUCCUCAGCACCCUGCAGAGCUUCGACAGCAAGUACCACGCCUCGGACCGCGCCAGGGCCACCGACCAGUCGUACGGCAUCUCGCAACGCGCCAACUCGCUCCUCAGCGGCCUGAGCUCGUACUUUGAGAAGGCCUCAUCCACGCCCACCGGCAAGAAGAUUGUCCAGUUCUACUCGGACAGUCAGAAGCAGGUCCAGGAGGUCCACGCCGAGGCCAAGCGCCUUGCUGAGCUCAAGAAGCAGGAGCACGGUGGCAGCGCCUACAAGGCCUCGGGCCUCGGGAGGUUCCUCGGUAAGGACAAGGACGGUAACUCGACCGGUACCGAUGAGAAAUCGACCGGUGCGGCCGCCGGUGCCCCUGCCGCUGUCGGUACCGCCACUGGUGCGCCGUCUUCCACCACUGGAGAAGCUGCUACUCCUCCCGUUGUCGACCCUUCUACCGAAAAGCCUGCUGCUUCUUAG